Euleptes europaea (tarantolino) is the source of this 1811-nucleotide messenger RNA. Its product is annotated as flavin-containing monooxygenase 1-like. The coding region runs from base 101 to 1699 and encodes 532 amino acids. Lineage: Eukaryota; Metazoa; Chordata; Lepidosauria; Squamata; Sphaerodactylidae. The transcript is spliced from 9 exons. Gene Ontology annotation, molecular function: N,N-dimethylaniline monooxygenase activity; NADP binding; flavin adenine dinucleotide binding. The record is from RefSeq and is a predicted model, not a curated record.
CUUCAAUUAGGAACAAAUUCAUCCAGAGCUGCCUGAGCAAACUUGGGAAACCACUGCAAAUUCCAACGAGGCUUCCAUCCACACUGGCAAGAGAGGAACCAUGGCCAAGCGAGUGGCCAUCGUUGGGGCAGGCGUGAGUGGGCUGACCUCAAUCAAGUGCUGCCUGGAUGAGGGGUUGGAGCCCACCUGCUUUGAGAGGACCAGUGACAUUGGAGGAGUGUGGCGAUUCACGGAGAAUGUGGAGGAGGGAAGACCCAGCACCUACAAAUCUAUGGUCAGUAAUACGUGUAAGGAGAUGUCAGCCUUCACAGACUUUCCUUACCCAGAAGAUUUUCCAGUCUUUUUACCCAAUGCUUGGCUCCUGGAAUAUCUCCGUCUGUACACAAAACACUUUAAUCUCCGGAAGUAUAUUCAGUUCCAGACCACAGUGAUCAGCAUAAAGAAGCGCCCUGACUUCUCAACCAGUGGCCAGUGGGAUGUCAUCACAGAGACCGACAGGAAACAGAAGUCGGCCAUCUUUGACGCUGUGAUGGUUUGCAUUGGUUACCUCACUGAACCCUCGCUGCCCCUCAGUUCUUUCCCUGGUAUAGACAAGUUUAAGGGGCAGUAUUUCCACAGUCGGGACUACAAAACCCCAGGCGCAUUCACAGGUAAAAAAGUCCUUGUGGUUGGCAUGGGGAAUUCAGGAGUCGAUAUUGCCGUGGAAGCCUCUCGCAUCGCAAAAAAGGUGAUGAUCAGCACCCACAGAGGCGCUUGGGUGAUUAGUCGUGUGUUUGAUGAUGGCUACCCAUGGGACAUGGUGUUCCUCACUCGGUUUUUGAACAUUGUACGGAAUGCCCUCCCUGGUCGUGUAACUGGCUGGCUGAUUGCACACCGGGUGAACCAGUGGUUUAACCACACAAACUAUGGGGUAGUCCCAAAAGAGAGGUCUGUGAUGAGAGAGCCAAUACUGAAUGAUGAACUCCCUGGAUGCAUCAUCACUGGGAAGAUUUCCAUUAGGCCCGGUGUAGAGGAGUUCCAAGAAAACGCUGUCGUAUUCAAGGACGGUCAACACACUGAGGAAGUGGACGUUGUUGUCUUUGCCACUGGCUACAAAGCUUCUUUCCCUUUCAUCGAUGAGUCCAUCAUCAACGUUGAAAACAAACAUGCUUCCUUGUACAAAUACAUUUUCCCGCCUCGGCUGGAAAAGCCAACACUGGCCAUAAUAGGCUUCAUCAGGCCUUUCGGGGCAGUCAUGCCAGUUGUGGAAACCCAAGCACGCUGGGUCACCCGAGUCUUUAAUGGCUUGUGCAAGUUGCCUCCAGUGAACACCAUGAUGGAAGAGGUCAAUGAAAAGGAGAAAAACAAGAUCAACUGGUUCGGCUUGUCCUUUGACGAGGUUCUGAAAACAGACUGCCUCGUUUACAUGGACCAGCUGGCUUGCUCAAUUGGCAUAAAGCCCAGCGUGCCAGCUCUGCUUCUCAGCGACCCAAAACUGGCCAUGAAGAUCUUCUUUGGGCCUUGCUCCCCCUACCAGUACCGCCUGGUUGGACCAGGGAAAUGGGAUGGAGCCAGGGAUGCCAUCAUGAACCAGUGGGAGCGGACCAUGAAGCCCCUGAGAACCCGGGUGGUAGAAGACACGUCCAGUUUCAUUGCAUCCUUGCUGAAAGCUCUGGCCCUCUUUGCGGUGUUUCUUGGGAUUCUCUAUGGUUUCAAUUAGUUCCGACGGCUUUAUGGCUUGGCUCUCUGUCUUUCCAGAUACCUGCUUUCUGUCUAUGUCCGUCAUCUUGUAGAGGGGAAGAAGGAUGAAGGGGCUGUACAACCAGAAUUCA